GACCUACGAUGUCCCAUCCGCAUCAGGUGUCUCUUUUUUUUUGGCCUUGCAACUUGCGUGGUCCCAAAACAGGAACCUUUUCUCACUGUACUUCAAAGUCCGCACUUGUUCUUGUAAAUUGUAUGUGCUGGGUUCCACAGUGAGAAUCUGGCCUUCUCCAAAAACUUUACUCUUCAACAUGCGGCUGGAGGAGAUGAUUGAGGAUGCUUGCAAUCCGGCACGAUUUGAGUCGGAUGCACGGCUCAAUAAGGAAAUCUGCGACAGAAUCAAUCAAAAGCAAGGAAGCCUACCUCGGAUCGCCGCCAUGAGAAUCGUGCGUUUGGUGAACAGUAAACAUGUCCAUCAAGGCAUGCUGGCUUUGACGUUAUUAGACAUGUGCGUCAAACAUUGCGGUUACCCAUUCCACCUUCAAAUAGCGACAAAGGAAUUUUUAAAUGCGCUGGUACGAAAGUUUCCUGAACGUCCUCCUACACGCACCCUUGUACCGGACACUCCCAACGGCUGGAAUCACUUUGAUAUUGUCCCCAGUGCAUCGCAGAUGAAUCCGAUUAUGGAACGAAUUCUCUACAUGAUCAAACAAUGGAAAGUGGCGCUGGCAGAAUUAUCACGUUAUAAAGAGGAUCUGGUGCAUAUCAAAGAUAUGUACCGCUUGUUACGAUCCAAAGGAUAUCGAUUUCCCGAACUUCGUGCAUCUUCUGUCAAUGAACUAACACCACCAGAGACGUUGAGAACACCGGAAGAGAUUGAAGAGGAAGAAAGAGUGGCGCAGGCAGCCAAAUUACAAGAACUGAUUCGACGAGGUAGACCACAGGAUCUAGCAGAGGCCAAUCAUUUAAUGAAAAUCAUGACCGGUUAUAAUCAACAACAACAGCCAGAUUACAAGGAAAAGUUCACGGGUGAACUGCGAAAGAUUCGGAACAAAGCGCAACUUUUGUAUGAUAUGCUUGAAAAGGUCAAACCAGGACAAAAAGUGGAUGUCAAUGACAUGAUGACCUUCAAAUACACCUGCGAAACCACGCUUCCACGAAUUGCUACUAUGAUCAAACAAGAAAACGAUGUAGAGCGGUUAGAGGAUUUGCUGACGGUGAACGAUAUAUUGCAAAACGUAAUGGCAAAGUACUUUGAUCUCAAAAAAGGCAUUUACGAUACGCAUUACAGUGUUGAUUCAAAGCCUACAAAGCCGCCAAAAGAAGAUGCGCCAGCUCAAGCUAUUAGUCUUAUCGACUUGGAUGAUAACACAUUGACAUCGCCGGUCCAGGAUCAAUCACGGCAGAAUGCAUCUUCAGAUAUCAGCGUCUUUGAUGAAUUGAGCAACGUGUUUGAGCAGCAAGUACAAGUUACGACAUCUUAUUUUCCACCCGUAUCGAAGAAUGGUGAUCUGAUGCACAACAGCGGUACAAGUCCUCUACCCAUGAUGUCUCCUGUGUCUACUGUGGAUAGCCCCGACUCCAACAUGACUCAAACGACGCGCUACGGCAAAGAAGAUGAGAAAAUUAUUUUAUUGGAUAAAAACGGACUUCAAAUUGUACUGAAGGGGUCUGUGCAGGACUCCAUCUAUCGCUUAACAGCGUAUUUCUCAAACCGAUCUACGGUGCCUAUGGAACGCAUGGUCCUGCAUAUGGCAACACCAAAGUCCAUGACACUGGCAAUGGAAAAUCCGUCGGCUCAAGUGAUCCCAUCAAAAUCAGAAGCUGUUGUUACUCAAAAUUUGACCUUGGAAAAUCCUCAACGGUGUCCAUUACGGCUCAAGUACAAAGUGACCUAUGAACAAUUUGGCGUGGAAAUGGAACAAUCCGGGAUUUACGAGGAAUCAUAGAAAACAAGCAGCAUUUUAUACCACUCCGAUGUUGUUGAUCAGCAUGGCCAUUUAGUUUUCUCUUUUUUUUCUGUUUUUUUCCUCUGCAUCCACCCGUUCCUCUUCACCUUGUACAUUACCGUAUCUAGUCAGAUGAGUCUGUAUAAGCACUGUUCAUUCAUGUAUACUGCAAUUAUUCAAUGAUAUCAGCAACAAAACAAGAGAAGGAUGACCUUUUUUUUUUUUUUAAAAAAA
Messenger RNA from Radiomyces spectabilis, 2050 nucleotides. RefSeq lists its product as uncharacterized. Gene Ontology annotation, cellular component: trans-Golgi network. Gene Ontology annotation, molecular function: ubiquitin binding; phosphatidylinositol binding. The transcript has 12 exons. Gene Ontology annotation, biological process: Golgi to vacuole transport; Golgi to endosome transport; protein transport to vacuole involved in ubiquitin-dependent protein catabolic process via the multivesicular body sorting pathway. The coding region runs from base 179 to 1816 and encodes 545 amino acids. The record is from RefSeq and is a predicted model, not a curated record. NCBI's taxonomy places the organism in Eukaryota, Fungi, Mucoromycota, Mucoromycetes, Mucorales, Radiomycetaceae.